AAAUUUGCAUAUACAAAAUUUGCAUACACAUGACUACAGAAAUACGGUUGUAGCCUGUGCUGAGGCUUCCAGUCUUUGAGAGGUUAACAGUGCCCAAGCGACUGCCCUCCAGGCAACCGGAUGAUAAAAAAAAGGUCUAUCCGCUACAUGUGUAACUUGUAACGUGUAAUAUGUUUUCUCCAUCAAUGCCAUCAGGACAGACUCCUAUAGCAUCAGGAAAAACUCUCCAGCCAUGUUCAGGGUUGGAGAAGAACUGUAGAACAGGCACAACGGUUGACAUGAACGCCUGUAAACUUGUGACAGAUGAACAACUUGACAAAGGCCAACUUCAGUGCACUGAAGAUGGUGCCAGUUCUAGAGCAAUCUAUGACACAGAUGGAGAACUAGUCCAGAAUGAUGUAGAACUAGUCCAGAACAAUGCAGAACAUGUCCAGAAUAAUUUAGAACUAGUCCAGAAUGAUGGAGAACUAGUGCAGAAUGAUGGAGAACUAGUCCAGAACAACAGAGAACUACAUGUAGGUGGCAACCUGUGUGCUGAUCAUGUUGUAAAGCAGAUAGCACUAGCAAAGACCAAAGGUUGUGAAAGGUCUACUUUCGACCAAGGGGUUUCGGUGGGAAAAGUUUCAAAGACGACAGUAGAAAAUGACAGCAGCUCUUCAGUGAAAAUUGUGGGAGAAGUUGAUCACUCAGGAGAGAGUGGAAGAGGAGGGAUAAGAGAGCAGACUCCAUCAGUGGAACAGGGAGAGAAAGAGAUUUUGGAUGUUGUUGGUGGCUUCCACGAUGGAUUAUCCAACAGUAAGAUGACUAAGUGCGCCUUCAGAGCUGUGGAAUCUGCUGAGGGGAGCCGAUCGGACACGCCGACCAAGAAACAGUUCAAGUCGGAGUUUAAGGGCACAGAAGAGGUGCGGACUUGGAGCCAUGAGCUGCAGCAGGGGUAUCGCAUCCUUCGGGAGAUCAUGGUCGACCAUUACAAGAACAUCUCAUGGCCGUUUGUGAACCCAGUGGAUGUGGAGGGAGAGAACCUGUGGGACUACAAUGACAGGAUCAAACAACCCAUGUGUCUGAGGAAGAUCAAGGACAAGUUUCACAACAGUGAUUACACCAGUAUCACAGAGUUUGUAGCUGACAUGCGGCUUGUGCUGGAGAACUGUUACCGCUACAAUGGCAUCAACCACUACGUCUCCAAACAGGCACAGAAGAUGGAGAAAGUCCUGGAGCAAAAGCUGGCUCUGCUGUCCAAGACCCUGAGGGAAAAAACAACACUACACAUGACAUCAGGAGGGAAGUAUGGGGAGGAUCCUGGGUCUAAACGUCGGUCUGUAGUCAGGAGUCUGCAGGUUACCCAUGAUCAGACUGGUUCUGUACUACUCACAUACAUCCGCACAGAGAUAGAGGCACAGGAGAAGGAGGACCGCCGGCUGCGUGAGCUGGAGAAGAGAGAGGAGUGGCAGAAACAGCAGCAGGAGAUCCUCGACUGGGAAAACAAACUGCUGGAGGAGACCCAUCUCAAGGAACUCUGGGAAAUACCAGCCAUUGGCCACUUCCUCUGCCUAGCUCAGCAGAUUCUCAACAUCCCAGAGGUGGUGUUCUACGAGUUGGAGCGAGGCUUAGCCAUGCCGCAGGCCAGCUCCACACUGGCCAUGGUGUUCACCUACCUCCUCUGUACCCCACACCAACGCACAAAACUCCCCAAGAAGCCACACAUGCCUUACUCUAUAUGGAACAAAAAACUCAAGGAAAGGCUUCAGGAAUGGUAUGAUAUUCUAGAUGAACAAGACACCUAUGAGGACGCAGCUGACUACAUAGGUAUCACGCGGGAGUUUUUCCAUGAACUUGGGGAGACAAAUCCGCUUGUAGAUCAACAGUAUCAUGAGUUGCCUUUCAGACAGCGAGUUUGGAUCCUGAAGUCCCUGUGCGACAACGUGUACUGGAGUGAAGUGGAGAUACAGGAGACGGUGGACGGGCUGCCCGUGUUCGAGCAGAGGGAGGUCAUUCUGGGGUACGACGCGGACGGGUGCGCGUACCUGCACUUUCCACAAUUCUGUGGGGCUGACCUGCGGAUCUACAAACAGCGGCCGCUACCGGUUCCCUGCCUGCUGAAGACUGAGAAGAAAAUUAAAAAGAACCUAAAUCAGUCGGAGACCAGCUCACAAAAUGCAGAAACAAAGACUGAAGAAGAAGAAACAGACAGACAGAAAACUGCAGAAACUGAAGACGUGAAACAUGAAAAUGAAGACAUUAAGGACAGUGAAAACAAGGAUGAUGAACAUCAGGAAGAUGAAGAUCUCAAAGUUCAGUCAUCAGAAAAGACAGAGUCAAGAGAAGGAUCUCCUACAACGGAAGAAAAGGGGCAGGGGGAUGCUGCAACUCAAAGAACAUCUUCCACACAAGAGCAGACAGUCUCAGAUCCCACACAGGCUACGUCAGAGCCAACAACAAGCGUUUCGAAGUCAAGGCAUGAAUGCAGCAAAGUCAAAACGGAAGAGACAUCCGUGGAAAAGCUAUCCGUGGAGCAGAAUCCUCACAAAGGAAGUGGAGACGGUAAACUAUUACACGAGGAGGUGACUACUGAAAGUGCAACAAGAGUGAAGAAAAGAAAACAGGUGAACAGAGACAGUAACUCAGCGUUAAGAGACAAUGAGAGAGUGCACAGGGCAUCCAAACGAAGGAAGGUUGUGUUGUCCAAUAGCCAGGAUACUGCUAGUCCUGGUGUAGAAGGGCUGCAUGCAUACAUGUCUCCGAGACGCUCCAAGCGACAGAAGAAUAAGGUGGAGAUGUACACCACUCCAGACCACAGGCAGUCCAGUAGGAAACUCAGGGACAACCAGGCUGACACUGGUGCAGGGAAGGUCUCAUCAAGUAAGAAGAAAAGGAAGAAGAAAAAGACAAAAGACAAGACCAACAGUUGUAAGAGCACCAGUGUAGAGCUGGAAGAAGGACCAGAGUUCAUGACAGCCUGUGAGAGUGUCGAGGAACUGAGAACUCUGACUGCACAAUUUGCACAGCCAACUGCUGAAGAUAUCCUCAAAUGCAACAAGUUGGGGAAGUCUCCCCAUCGGAAGCGCUCAGUGGUGGAGCUGCACCAGGUGCUACAGAACCUGCUGACUGAGCUGGAGCCGUGGGAACAGAAACUGGUCAAGGCUCGCACAAAGGCCAGAAACAAACUGCUUUCCGAGUGGCGAGACUUCCAGUCUGCACCACCGAGCAGUGAGGAGGUCGUUGAUGUUUGGGGAGACAGUGAAGAGGAAGUUAUAGAAGCAGAAGAUGAGGAGCUGCAAGAAGAAGUGCAAGAUGAGCAGGAGGAGGAGGCUGAAGAAGACACAGCAUUGUCUGAUGAAGAAUGGACCAUUGGUAGCAAGCGAUCAGGAACUGUAACUGUUGCUGCUAAAGGAGAGUUAGGCAGGCUUCGCCCAAGGAAGAGAAUAUGUACCAGAGAGACUGAAACAAAGCAGACAGUAAAGGUAGAACCUGCUGCAAAGGAACCCCUGUCUGUGUCGCGUAAUAUCUGGGACUCGUUGAAAGCUCCUCCUGGUCAUUUCUCUGCCUCUGGGUCACAGCCGCAAACAGCGGCACAACUGCUCCUGUCCAUGAAAACCAAAUGCAGCGUAGCCUCUCCACAGCUAGCACAAAACUCUGUCACCGUUAACAAGGCACCGAGUCAGAUGGUACACCUCCGCAAAAACGUGGACAGCAAUGUCCCGCAAAUAAUCCAGCUGCAACAGGAAGGGGUAAGAAUUCUCGGCCCCAAGAAACCCACUGUCACAGGCCAACACGUGAAGCAAAUUCUGCCUCCUAACCAAUCAGGUGCUGCAACUCUGAAGGUGCCGCUCGUUCAAAUGUCUACCACGCAACAGACUGGUGCAAAGGGGGUCAAAGGAAGCCCCAAAGUGCCUCAGAUCUUACAACUGCAAACCAGUGGUUCCAGUCAACCUAUAUAUCUGCUCCAACAAAUGAAUGAACAAGGGCAAGUGGUAUACCUCCAACUCCAACCUACCUCCAACUAUGGAACAACUGCCUCUUCCAAGACAGUCACAGGUCUCUCAAACAUUGUCACAACCAAGUCGGAAGGAAACAGUAACCUUGUCAGCCCUCAAAUCAGUAGACCUAAAUUCCAACCUGAAACUCUUACCUCACAACAGCAUUCUAAUCUCACGGUUAAGAAGUCAAACAUUGAUGCAAACUUGCCACUUUCAAACAAAGGGCUUCAGAACCAGGCGACUGCCAGGUUGUCUGCUACGUCAGUCCAACAACAACAUCACACCGUUGUGGGUCAGCUGGGCGCAACUACAAGAACAAUCGCUACAACUGCUGCAACAGCAGACGUUAAGCUUGCCUCCACACUACUGAAUCCUGCAGUUCUACAGCAGAAUGCUUCACCAGUUAUUGUGAAACCCCUUGCUGCAGCAGCAGGGUCAGAAGGAUGUCAAGUUGUAGCGCCGUUAGCCAAAGCCGUGGCACAGUUCAGACCAACAACUCCACAGCUCAUGCAAGCAGGAACAAAAGUGGUCAUAUCUAACGUAAAUCAGGCUCAGCCGGCUUUACAACAAAGGCUGGUAACUCCGCAACUUGUACAGAGAGGCUUGAAAAUCGUUUCGGCAGAUGCACAACAGAAUCAAACCAGUUUACCUGCAGGAACACAGUUGAUUAAGACAGGAGUCCCCACAGGUAAGAUGUACCCGGUGACAACCCCUUUUGCUGCACAAGGCACGAAAGUUGUCCAUGCAUCAACGUUGCAGCCAACAGUGCAGCCUGUCGUCAGUCCCAACACCCCCCAGUCUCAGCCACGGUUGCAGCUUGUACAGCUGAAGUCUGUCCCCAUACCUGGCCCUGGACAGGGAAAAACCCAGGGCCAAAUUGCACGAACAGUUCCCCAGACCCAAAGCAACCUCGCUACAACUAACACUCCUGCACAAGUCAUGCACUUUAAGUUAAGCCCAAUGAUGUUGAGUCCAGUGCACAGUGUGCCACAGAAGGAUGGAGAUGGAUUGCCAAACGUUGCCAGUUCCCCAAGAACACAGCAUUCUAUUCAGGGUACAAAUAUUCAGCCGAAUCUUCAGCUGACAGGCGGUACAGCCAACACAGCAGCGACAGCACAGCUCAAGUCAGUUGGCAGCGGACUUGUCAGCCAGCCAUCACUACAACACCAGCUGAUGGUCAGCCCUCCAGUGCAACCACUUCUUCAAAGUCCAGGGCUGGUGACUGCAAACGGGAUACUGCUUCAACCGCAGGCUAAGCAGGAGGCAAAAAUGGUCACUGAAAGUCCAACAGUUGUACAGGUCAGCCGUGGAGCGCAGCAGCAAAUAUUGAAACAACCUACACAGGGUGCCAGCGCUGACGGCGUUCCACACCAGCUAGUAACACCUGCUUCAGUCGGUGUCGUUAAAUCCACCCCUCAAGCAAUGCCCUUGCCUCAGCCAAAGGUGGUGUUUUCAUACUUGAAAACAAAUAAUACUCCAGCAACAUCGAUCAUAAGCAAUGCCAAUGCUGCCAUCCAAGGACAGACUGUUAACGUACACACCAGGCUGGUAGCACCACCACUAUCUGUGACAGAUGGAAGCAAAAAUGUGGGACUAGUAUCGCAGAAGCCAAAGCAAAGAGAGGUACUGCCAAAUGUUGUCAGCAAAGUCCAUGGAGAAAAUGUCCCACCUUCUAAGAUACAAACUGUGUCUGUAAGUCCCGGGCAGGGGGCUGCCCCAAAACUUGUAGGCAGUCCACAAGGUGCUGCCCAAAAACUUGUAGGAGCUCCCUUGGCUAGCCCUCGUCCAGUGGUGAACCUUUCCAGUUCAUCCAUGCCACAUCAAACUCGCACCUCCCCGGCAAGUCAGAACACUGUAAAUCAUUCAGCUGGGAGGCAGUCUACCCUCACCAUCUCCCCCUCCCUGCUACAGGGUCUGCCGGUCCACACAGCAGGUGGGUUGAACUACGUCCAGCUUCUACUAAACCAAGGGGGUGUGAAGACCAUGUUAGCCGUACCGGUCCAGGUCCAGCCUGGAGGGAAAGUCGUCAUUCCGACAGGCACCGUGAACAGCCUGCAGACUACCGUAUCGGCAUCCCAGCCUCCCGUACGCGCACCUUCCGGGCAACAAACCGCAACAUCACACCUUCAGGGACACGUGAACCAGCCAACGUCAUCAGUUCAAGUACUGACACAAACAACACUGACGGGGCAAAGGCAGCCUGGAGGUAAAACAUGUGCUCUGAGCUCCCCUUCCACUGGAACUUUAGCUGCACCAGUGUCAUGCACUGGGAUAUCACCAGGAACUCCAAAUGUGUGUCCUUCCUCUGUAGGGAUAGAAACGAACAGAAGUACCAAUGUUUGUUGUGUGGAGUUAGCCAGCACUUUUUCAUCAGUACCUGUAAACCCACAACCUUCAGCUGGAGCAGCCACCCAAGUUGUGUCACGGACCAUGAGUGUACCUAUUAUGAGCCCCAGUGUUGAGCAAACUAAGGGACAUGUCGGUGUCUCCAAAACACAUACCACUGAAAAUGAUACAAAUACUAGUAGCCGGUAACAAAGUGAGUGUGAGAAGGUCAGACAUCCACGUAAACAAUAAUCAUAGAAAUUCAAACUCUAUUACUGGAUAAAUUAUGGAGAAAACUUCCGGACAUUUUGAGUGACAUCCAUCACUCUUUUCCAGCAUCACUAGUGAACUAAAAGAACUAGUCAACACAUCUAGUAGUUCAUUAGUGACGCUGGAGAAGAGUGGUGGAUGUCACUCAAAACAUCCGGAAGUUAUCUCCAUAAGUUAUCCAGUAGUAGAGUUUGAAUUUUCUAUGAGCAAAGCGACUCUAAGAUAUAAAAUGGGCUUUCAAGCUAAGUGCAUGACUUGAGUUUUAUCAGUCAUUACAAUAAGGACUCUGACAUUCUGAUAUGUAGUGAUAUUAGUGAGCUGUGACUAAUGUACAUCAUGUUUCACUCUGUCAUAACUAAGUAAAAAGGUAAAACUUAAGGCAAGUCUUUUUUAGGCUAGGGGCGGUGGGUUGUGUCUAGGGCACAGUUUUGGAAGACAGAGCCUAUCCCUCUCCUUUACCUCCUCUCAUGGCAUCACUAGAAAAUAUUGUAAACGGCUCGUCAGUGAGGGAGGCUGCUUUGAAAUCAUUGCAAGGGUUAGAUCCUGCUAAGUUAUUCACUGUAGAAUACUAGAAAGCAAUACCCACAACUCGAAAAGGGUUUAUAAACAAAAUUCUAUGCUACCUCAAAAAUCCUGCAGCAUAUUCGAGUGGGGAAUGUACAAUGUAUGCUACCAAAAAGCACCAUGUGCUCUCAGGUUGUUUGUAAUAGCUGCAAUGUAGACAGGGUUAACUUGGGAAAAUAACAGUACUGAUAACUAGCCGACUAGUAAAUUUGCUGGUGAAGCACUAAAAUUCAUCUAUUUUGAUGUCAGGUCUUUUGACUUAGUUAUUUACAUGUAUAUAUGUGGAAGAGUCCAUUUUGCUUGUCAUGGUGUUUUUCUGUUUCGAAAAAGGCCUGCAUAUUUUGACUAACAGUGCCAGGAAGAAAGAUCUACCAUUGUAACCUUGUAUUGUCAAUACAAUAACUUUUACCCCCACCACAAAAUGUAAAAAAAGUUAUCCUUAUGUCACGAUCAUUUAACAAAUGGAAAGUAUUGUCUUUUUUUGAGUGAACUUACAUGGGAUCCAAUGCUGAGUGUUUAGUGUAUUUGGCUUAAUGCAUGAUAAUUUCUUUUCAAAAUUGAGAUGUGCAUGAUAUGAUCGUGGUUCAUACAUAGACUUGUGAGUAAAAGAAUUCCCAGAUGA
Molecule: messenger RNA, 7758 nt
Organism: Branchiostoma belcheri (Belcher's lancelet)
Lineage: Eukaryota; Metazoa; Chordata; Leptocardii; Amphioxiformes; Branchiostomatidae
Exons: 10
Coding region: 171-6512 (2113 amino acids)
Molecular function (GO): protein binding
Source: RefSeq, a predicted model, not a curated record